Rangifer tarandus platyrhynchus (Svalbard reindeer) is the source of this 270-nucleotide messenger RNA. Lineage: Eukaryota; Metazoa; Chordata; Mammalia; Artiodactyla; Cervidae. The record is from the annotation of a GenBank genome assembly.
AUGGGUUCUCGCUGUGCCAAGAUUGGCAUGGGCCACGGCCGCGGCCACGAAUACUCCAUGAAGAAGCUUGUGGCCUGCGUGAGCCAGGAUAACUUCUCCUUGUCGUCGGAGGGCGAGGAGGAGGGGGGCGAGGAGGAGGCGGGAGAAGAGGAGGAGCUCCCGGUGCAGGGCCAGCUGCUGCUGAUGGAGGCCGGGCAGCAGGAGGAAGGGGCCGAAGACACCGACUCGGGGGCCCAGCAGGGCCCCGAGCCCAAGCAGACGCGCUCCUGA